CUCUCUCUCGCUCACAAGAGGCGUGACUACCGAGAAACAUAUGAGGAAGGGAACUGCUCGGUCGGAUAAUAUCCAGCCAGUUUCCACUCCGAAAUUAUUUGCGGUGUCAGAUUUGCGGAAGACUCCAAAAAAGAUACGCCAGUGUGUGCUCAGUUCUGGCCUGGACUAUUGUGUGGCUGACCUGUAAAUUCCCAUCCUCCGGUACUCCAGAGAUCACCAUGGCGACAAUCGUUAUGGAGCGGAUUGGCCGACUCUUCAUUAAUCUGCAGCAGGUGGGGCGAGUUCCCCAGAUGCUCACCGAGGCCUUACCCUCCACGGCCGACACCCUGCGUGACACGGAGGUGCCCUGGUUUUUCCGUGAACGCUACAUUCACUCUGGCUACCGGCCGCUGCACCAGAACUGGCGCUACUACUUCCUUUCGCUCUUACAGCGGCACAACGAGACCAUAAAUGUGUGGACGCACCUCAUUGGUGUGCUAGUGGUCCUUGCGAGAACUGCACGGCUUACCGAAACCGUCGAUUUCAUGAACGACCCUCAUUCCUGGCCGCUUUUCAUCCUGCUCUUGUCCUCAGCGAGCUACUUGACCUUCAGCACCGUGGCCCACCUGUUGGCGGCGAAAUCUGAAAUCUGCCAUUACGGCUUCUUCUACCUGGAUUACGUAGGAGUGGCGCUGUAUCAGUAUGGCAGUGCAGUGGUGCACUACUACUACGCCAUUGAGGAAAGCUGGCACACACGUGUACGAGGUUGUUUCAUGCCUAUUGCUAGCUUCUUGUGUUGCCUGUCUUGCUUCGGCUGCUGUUACGGGAAAUAUCGCAAUUACAGCCUUCCUCCCUGGGUUCGCAAAGUAGGCCAAGUGGUGCCUUCAGCCGUCGCUUACGGCUGGGACACCAGCCCUGUGUUUCAUCGUUUCGUCAUCUGGUUUCUGUCCUGGAUGAGUGGCGAUUUCAGAAACAGCCCUGCACUGCUCUUUCACUUCGGCCAGGUGGCGUUUUUUCUUUCCAGUGCUUUUUUCUUCACCCAGCCUAUUCCCGAGCGCUGGUUCCCAGGUCACUGUGACUUCUUAGGUCAGGGUCAUCAGGUAUUCCACGUGCUGAUGGUUCUGUGUACAGUCUGCCAGAUCCACGCUUCAUAUUUGGACUACUUCAACCGCAGAGACUUCUAUGUGAAACUCAAUGCUGAUGGCGAGGCAUUGUUCUUUGUUGCGCUCUUCAUUUUAACACUCAUCACCUCUGCUCUGAUAGCCUUGUAUAUGCUCGCGAAAGUAAAAAGAUUACAGGGAAAAACUAAGUAAAGAAUAGGAGUAGCUUGUCCUGCACUUUAAUGGUGGAUGGUCAGCACGCUCCCAAGGAGUAUUAGAGUUAUAGGCUGAUGAAAUCUGAUGAAAAGUUUUAUUCAAGCCCACAUAGCCUUUAGCUAACAGUGAUUCUUCAUGUUUCUGGAUCAAUAUUCUUGUUGGUCCUGUAACAACAUUCUUAUCAUCAAAUUCGAUUUUACAGUGUUAGGUUAGGGAUCAGGUUAUGACUGUGUUUGUAAGGAUUGGACUUUGAGCAAAUGCUUAAUGUUCAAACAGAUCAUCAUCGGUGUUAGUAUUUCUGAAUGUGUUAUUAAUGAACUGCUUCUGUUAAAGCGAUAGUUCAGUCCAAAAUGCUCCAAAAUCACUCCAAAAUCAUUCGCUCAGCCUGCAUGACUUUCGUUCUUCUACAGAAGAGCAGGUACUUUGAAGAAUGUUGGUAACCAAGCUUUUGUUUCCACAAAAGAAAUUAAGUCAUAUAGGUUUGA
Sinocyclocheilus anshuiensis is the source of this 1780-nucleotide messenger RNA. It is a transcript of the gene paqr7a, whose product is annotated as progestin and adipoQ receptor family member VII, a. Gene Ontology annotation, molecular function: nuclear steroid receptor activity; steroid binding. NCBI's taxonomy places the organism in Eukaryota, Metazoa, Chordata, Actinopteri, Cypriniformes, Cyprinidae. The transcript has 2 exons. Gene Ontology annotation, cellular component: plasma membrane. Gene Ontology annotation, biological process: response to steroid hormone. The coding region runs from base 219 to 1292 and encodes 357 amino acids. The record is from RefSeq and is a predicted model, not a curated record.